AUGGCUGAAAUAGAACAGUUUCUUAGCCGAAACGACGAGGAGAAGCGGACUGAGGACGGAUAUGCAACGAAGUUGACCGAACGUUCGAAAGCAGUCGAUACAGUGAUGAGAUCUACGAGAGUUCAAGACGAAGAACGAAGCGAGUCUUCACAGUCUUCGACAAGAACAAGUUUAAGUUCGAAAAGUUGUAAAGGAGCGAAGCUCGAAAAAAUUUUGGCUGAAAAGAAAUUAGAACUGUUGAAAAACGCGAAGGACAAAAAACUAAGAGAACAAUGCUUGAAACUUGACAAUGAAAUUGCUGAAGCCGAGGACGAAGCGGCCCUUGCCCGAACAAAGGAACAGCUGUUUGAGCAGUUUGAAGAGACUCUCUUGGAUGACCUGGACCAGAAAUCUAAAGUUGAUAAGUCGCCGCCGAUAGUCGAAAGAGUUCUCGACCUAACAAGAAACGUGAAGACUUCAACUGAAAUAAAACCUCAUCUACCGAGUACUGAUGGAUUUCGAGACCCACCAACAGCUCCAAGCAGUCUGCGUAACCCAUUUACAGAACGAAAGCCAUUUACCAAUACCAUGUAUGGACGAAAGGAGGAGAGACACCCAGUCACACCAGUAAGACUCAGGGAAAGCUUUCUACCUUAUCAUUAUGACCUGUCCCCUUCGAUUACCGUUAAGUGA
Messenger RNA from Paramuricea clavata, 672 nucleotides. The record is from the annotation of a GenBank genome assembly. Lineage: Eukaryota; Metazoa; Cnidaria; Anthozoa; Malacalcyonacea; Plexauridae.